Candidozyma haemuli is the source of this 1341-nucleotide messenger RNA. It is a transcript of the gene WBP1, whose product is annotated as dolichyl-diphosphooligosaccharide-protein glycotransferase. Lineage: Eukaryota; Fungi; Ascomycota; Pichiomycetes; Serinales; Metschnikowiaceae. The transcript has a single exon. Gene Ontology annotation, cellular component: oligosaccharyltransferase complex; endoplasmic reticulum membrane. The record is from RefSeq and is a predicted model, not a curated record. Bases 1 to 1341 code for a protein of 446 amino acids.
AUGUUCUUCCAGGCCCGGUUCUCGCUAACCGCGCUAUUCUUACUACUUUCGUCUGCAUUGGCUCUUUCCUCGGCUUCCUGGUCCGACAGGCAGGUUUUGGUGAUGUACGACGCUUCGUUGACGCUGCCUGAAGAUGUCAGUGUGGGCCAGCUUUUGGAGCUGCAAGAGCACUUUAAGGUGAGUUUUGUGGAUUAUGCCGAUGACGCUGCCCAGUUGUUUUUGGGCGAGGACGCCAUUUACCACCAUUUGGUGUUGUUGCCUUCUUCCAAGAGAAGCGCUGCUGCUACUGGAAUCGUGGAUAAGUUCAAGUUGCUUGAGUUUUUCAAUAAGGGCGGCAAUGUUUUGGCUGUGCUGUCGGCUGAAAACGGGUUGCCUGAAAACGUCCGUUUGUUCUUGAACGAGGCUGACAUUUACCCUGCUCCUAAGGGUUUCGUGGUGGGCGACCACUUCAACAAGCUUUCUGUGGGCUCAGACAAUGUCUUGGAACCAAGAAUCAUUGACGAGGUCAAGGUUGACGAAUACAAGGGCACUGCCGCUUUGGUCGGCAACAAUGCCUUUGCUCUUCCUCUUGUGAAGGCCCCUAAGACCUCUUACACUGCUAGCACUAAGGAUGCUGCGUUGAUCGCCGAGAAAACUUGGACUUUGGGUGAGCAGGGCUUUUUGGCUGCCUCUUUCCAGGGUUUGAACAGUGCCCGUAUUGCCUGGGUUGGCUCUGAACAAUUGCUCAACGAGGAAUUGGUUAGAUGGACUUUCCAGGAGAAGGGCGUGUUGAAGUUGCAGUUCGUCGAGCACUACAAGGCCGACGAGCCUGGCCAGUCUAACCGUACCCAGUACAGAAUCAAGAACGACGUUGUCUACACUGCUGGUAUUUCUGAAUGGAAGCGCGGUAAGUGGAUUCCUUAUACUCCUGCUUCCGAAGAAGAUGUCGUGCAAUUGUCUUUCAAGAUGUUGGACCCAUACCAGCGCUUGAACAUGACUGCCUUGGGUCCUGGCUCUUCUACUGAAAAUGGCCAGAAUGACUUGACCGUUUUCUUCGUCAACUUCACUACUCCAGACCACCAUGGUAUGUUCACUUUCGAGUUGGACUACAAGCGUCCAGGCUUGACCUUCAUUGAGGACAGCCGUGUCGUUACUGUCAGACACUUGGCCAACGACGAGUACCAGCGUUCCUGGGACAUUCCUAACUCGUGGAUGUACAUGGUCAGUUUCGCUACUGUGGUUGUGGCCUGGUUCUUGUUCGUGAUGAACUUCUUGUACAUUGGCGAAAAGAGACCCGAGACUUCGCUGAAGGCCAAGGUUGAGCCAGCGACCAAGAAGGAAGAGACCACCGAAAAGAAGUAA